AUGGAAGGUCCAAAGACAAACAACCAGGAUAUUCCCGAGAAGAUCGAAGCGUUGCACUCUCAGCCGGCCAAAGAUGUUCUUCCCCCGUCACCGCCACCCACUGACGGCAGUGUCUCAGAUCUGGAUGUUGAGAAGGUGGAAAUACCACUUCCCCCGCCGUCUGUUAGCCCCAGCCAAGUGCUAGAUGUUGAUUUGAAGACACCGGACAGCCACAUCCCGCGUGAUCCCAGGCUGAUCAGGCUAACUGGAGUACAUCCAUUCAAUGUUGAAGCACCAUUGACGGAACUCUUCAACGGGGGCUUCCUGACAAGUCCAGAAUUAUUUUAUGUCCGAAAUCACGGCGCUGUGCCCCAGGUCAAGGAUGAAGAAAUCAUUGACUGGCAAUUUACCGUGGAAGGACUGGUGGACGAACCAAUGACAAUAUCGCUGAAACAGCUCAUGACCCAAUAUGAGCAAGUGACCUAUCCAAUCACCUUGGUGUGUGCGGGAAACCGGAGGAAAGAGCAGAACAUGGUCCGGAAAAGCAAAGGAUUCUCCUGGGGCGCCGCGGGGCUGUCGACCGCUCUCUUCACCGGCGUGGUCAUGUCCGAUGUCAUCAAAAGAGCCAAACCCAAGAGAAAGGCCAAGUACGUGUGCAUGGAAGGCGCUGACAAACUCCCAAAUGGAUUCUACGGUACAUCCGUGAAGUUGAACUGGGCAAUGGACCCUAAUCGCGGCUUCAUGCUCGCCUACAAAAUGAACGGCGAGGUGCUCCGACCUGAUCACGGGAAACCUCUGCGGGCUGUCAUUCCUGGGCAGAUCGGUGGCCGCUCCGUCAAAUGGUUGAAGAAGCUAAUCGUCACAGAUGCGCCCAGCGACAACUGGUAUCACAUCUACGACAACCGGGUCCUGCCAACCAUGGUCUCUCCAGAAGAGUCGGCAAGCAAUCCAAAGUGGUGGACGGAUGAAAGAUAUGCCAUCUACGACCUUAGCCCCAACUCAGCUAUCUGCUAUCCCCAGCAUGAGGAGCAGUUGUGCCUCACGGACGCCCCCAGGACCUACCGAGCGAGAGGGUAUGCGUACAGUGGUGGUGGGCGACGCGUCACUAGGGUCGAGAUCUCACUGGACAAGGGCAAGACGUGGCGGCUCGCAGAGAUUGACUACGUCGAAGAUCGAUAUCGACAAGUGGAGAGAGAUCUUUUUGGUGGCCGGCUUGACAUGGCGUGGCGUGAAACUUGCUUCUGCUGGUGCUUCUGGUCAAUCAACCUGCCCACCGAAGAACUCGCCAGGGCCAAAGAUAUCUUGGUACGGGCUAUGGACGAAAGCAUGAAUGUUCAGCCUCGCGACAUGUACUGGUCUGUGCUAGGUAUGAUGAACAAUCUCUGGUUCCGCGUGACCAUCACCCUCGAAGGCGACUAUCUUCGCUUUGAACACCCAACCCAGCCUGCACUCAUCCCCGGGGGCUGGAUGGAGAGGGUCAAGAAGGCUGGCGGAAAUCUCGCCAAUGGGUUUUGGGGAGAGAAACUUGAGGGCGAAGAGGCGGUGGUCCCGAGCGAAGAGCAAGCGGCCAAGGAAAUAUCGAUGGUCAAGGAAGGCUUGAAGAACGCUAUCACGAUCGACGAGCUACGGAAACACGACACCGAGCAGCAGCCGUGGUUCGUGGUCAAUGGCGAAGUAUAUGACGGUACAGCAUUCCUGAAGGAGCAUCCUGGCGGGGCGCAAAGCAUCGUUUCGGCAGCGGGUCUCGACAGCACCGAGGAAUUUCUCGCAAUUCAUAGCGAAACUGCCAAGGCGAUGAUGCCCAAAUACCACAUAGGCUCACUCGACGAGGCCGCCAAAACUGCCUUGACCGCGGGCGAGACGGAGACUGACCAGUCUGCAAACCCUCCCGAGACCUUCCUCAACCCCAAAGCAUGGAAGAAAGCUAUCCUGCACGGCAAACGGAUCGUUUCCUGGGACACACGCGUCUUUACAUACAAGUUAGAGCACCCGGAACAACGCCUCGGCCUGGCCGUCGGACAACAUCUGAUGGUGAGACUGCGGGAUCCCGCCACCCGCGAGGCGAUCAUCCGCAGCUAUACUCCAAUCUCGGAGAUCAAUGACCAGGGCUUCAUGGAGAUGCUCGUCAAAGUGUACUUCGCCAACGCAAACAACAAAGGGGGGAAGAUGUCUCAAGCGAUGGACACCCUUCCCAUUGGGCAUUUUAUCGAGAUGAAGGGCCCGAUUGGCAAGUUCGAAUACGUCGGAAAUGGCAAGUGUCUCGUAUCGGGGAACGAGAGACUGGCCAGGUCGUUUGUCAUGAUCUGCGGAGGAAGCGGGAUCACCCCAAUCUACCAGGUGUUCCGGGCGGUAGUGCGAGAUCCCAACGACAAGACGCAGUGCAUCAUCUUUGACGGAAACCGACUGUUCGAGGAUAUCCUGUGCCGGGAAGAGCUCGACGCUCUGCUGGUGGGCAACGAGCACAGGUGCAGAGUCCUGCACACCCUCACGAAAGCGCCGGAAGACUGGACGGGGCUUCGAGGACGCAUCACGGGCCAACUGGUUCAAGACCACUACACCAGGACGGACGACACGCUGAUUCUGAUUUGUGGCCCGGCGUCGAUGGAACAGACCAUGCAUAAAGUGCUGCUGGAACAGGGGUGGGGUGAGGACCAACUCGUGUUCUUCUGA
Messenger RNA from Cladophialophora psammophila CBS 110553, 2649 nucleotides. RefSeq names its product nitrate reductase [NADPH]. Gene Ontology annotation, molecular function: nitrate reductase (NADPH) activity; heme binding; molybdenum ion binding. The coding region runs from base 1 to 2649 and encodes 882 amino acids. Gene Ontology annotation, biological process: nitric oxide biosynthetic process; nitrate assimilation. NCBI's taxonomy places the organism in Eukaryota, Fungi, Ascomycota, Eurotiomycetes, Chaetothyriales, Herpotrichiellaceae. The record is from RefSeq and is a predicted model, not a curated record. The transcript has a single exon.